AUGGAGUCCUGUUUUCUGGCCAUCUCUUUCCUCUUUGCUUUCGGUCUUUCCAGUGGAGAAAGGACGCUGAAGUUUGUCACUGUGCUUUAUCGACAUGGUGACAGAUCUCCAAUCGAGAUCUAUCCAACUGAUCCCUAUAAGGAGAGUGACUGGCCUCAAGGAUUUGGACAGCUCUCUCGGGAGGGAAUGAAGCAGCACUUCGAACUGGGUCAGUUUUUAAAGAAACGCUACACGGGAUUCCUGAGUGAGAGCUAUAACCGGCAUGAGAUAUUCAUCAGAAGUACAGAUGUUGACCGGACUCUAAUGAGUGCAGAAGCAAACCUGGCUGGCAUGUUCCCGCCUAAUGGUUCUGAGGUGUUUAAUCCAGAUUUGAGAUGGCAACCAAUACCUGUUCACACUGUCCCAGUGGAUAAAGAAAAGCUGCUCUCAUUCCCUCUGGAAGACUGUCCACGUUACACACAGUUAAUGAAUGAGACUGAAAAAACUAACAUUUUUCUUAACAUUACUGAAACCUACAAGGGCUUUUUUGAGAUGGUGAGAAAUAAAACAGGACUGGAGAAACCCAACAUUGGAAAUAUUUGGAGUUUGUAUGACACAUUGUUCUGUGAGGCAAAGCAUGGGAUGCGACCACCUGAUUGGGUUACUCCAAGUGUGCUGGAGACGCUAAAGGUCUUAAACAACUUUGGUUAUCAGAUUUUGUUUGGAGUCUACAAGAGAAAAGAGAAGUGCAGACUUCAGGGAGGCCUGCUGUUAGAUCAGAUUAUUAAGAAUCUGUCAAAUGCUGCAGCACCGGACUCUAAACAGGAAGUGAAGAUGAUGGUAUACUCAGCUCAUGACACAACAGUUGUAGCCCUGCAGGAAGCUCUGAAUGUCUUUAAUGGCCUGCAGCCACCUUAUGCCUCGUGUCAUUUAAUUGAACUUCACCAGGAAGAGAACGGGAUGUUUACAGUGGAGAUGUUUUAUCGCAAUGACACUAAUGUGUCUGAACCGUACCCUGUGUCUUUACCGGGCUGUUCCCAGCGCUGCUCCCUACAGGACUUUGUGAACCUCACACGUGAAGUCAUACCACAAGACAGGGAUAAAGAGUGUCAGAUAAGGAAGGAAGCCACAGACAAAGAGGUCAUCAUUGCGCUGGCUGUGUGUGGAUGUCUUCUCUUCCUCCUGGUACUGCUGCUUUUUGUAGUGCUAUGCCGUCUAAAAGACCCCAUGGGUACCUACAGUCAUGUCAUAAAUGAGAGUGACUCCUGACAAACGUAUCGGCUCCUCCGCACAGAGGAACUGUGGGACAGUGAAGAGGAACUAUGAGGACACAACACCAGUUUCUUGAGAAAUUCUUAAGACAACUGACAAGACAGUUAGAACUCUUUUUGGCAACACAUUUAUUUUUCUUUUACAUUGGGGAACACUUGAUAUCGUUUUAUUUACUUGUAACCUUAAGUGUUUUGAGAGAAAAAAGGGAAUCAUGAGUUGUGAUGGUGUCAGUAGCAUUAACGUAACAAUGUUUAGUGCACAGAGAUGUAACUAAGAAACUUGACUUCAUGUGUGUCUUCGGCUCAGGGAUUUUAUUGUAAUGGAAGAUUGUUUACAAGUGUCAAUGAUGGAACUAAAACUUGAACUCAAUAUGUCCAAAAUUGUGAGUCCUCAUUGAAAGAAGGAUUUUGGCGCCCUAUUGUUUGUGCUCCCACGCCCUUAAAUCUACUGUAGUUGUCAACGCCUGAAGAUUCAGAUGGGACAACAAAAGCCUUCUUAAUAAACAUUGAGGCCUUAUAAUUCA
This is a messenger RNA of Carassius carassius (crucian carp), 1774 nucleotides long. RefSeq names its product lysosomal acid phosphatase-like. The coding region runs from base 1 to 1248 and encodes 415 amino acids. NCBI's taxonomy places the organism in Eukaryota, Metazoa, Chordata, Actinopteri, Cypriniformes, Cyprinidae. Gene Ontology annotation, cellular component: lysosome. Gene Ontology annotation, molecular function: acid phosphatase activity. The record is from RefSeq and is a predicted model, not a curated record. Gene Ontology annotation, biological process: lysosome organization; dephosphorylation. The transcript is spliced from 11 exons.